GCUCGACUCUCUUGGAGCAGGGACAGCAGUGAAUCCACGCUGAACUGUGAGAGGCUGGGAAAGGGUUAAAGAGCUCAGCUGCCUCAGUCCUGGGAGCCGCUGCUCGGGCUGAACCCCCCUUUAGACAAACACACUGAUUUCUGCUCGGUCUUCUCUCAGUAAUGCUGCAUCUGCCUCUUUCCCUUCACCAUCGCACGGACUAUAUUCGGUAACGCAGAGAUCCUGACCGCACGGAGCUCCGUACGCGCGCCGUCCUUCCACCGUCAGUCCGCGGUGAGAGUCCUCCAGACUGGACAUGCCAGGAUGUACGGGUCGAUGAGAAGCAGCGGAGGAGGCGAUCAGCGAGCAGGCUCCAGGCUUUUAUCCGUGAUAAAGUAAUCUGAAACCAGCGUCUUUUCGCAUGAAACAGGAGAAGGUUCGGGCUCGGCUUCCUCCACCGGUUUCAAAAGACUCACCAUGAGAAAACCCAAAGUGAUCCGGAUAAUUUUUGCUUUGAGCCUGGGGUGUUUUGUUAUGGUUAUCGUCUAUUUUAACAGCAAUCUCAAACCAGGUUCAGAGCCAGUUGGGGAGCGGAGUGGCCAAAAAUCCAGGAGGAGUCCUCUGCAGGCUCUUUAUGACAGUGACCAGGUGGAGUCGACAGUGCAGGCGCUCCAUCAGAGCCGCCGAGAGCUGCUGGAAGAGGGCUGUCGUUCAUACACUCGUAAACGUAGAGUCCUGAUCCCUGAAGACCUCAAACAUGUGAUUGUGGAUGACCAGCAUGGCCUGCUGUACUGCUACGUGCCCAAAGUGGCCUGUACCAACUGGAAGCGUGUGCUCAUGGUCCUGACUGGAAUGGCGGGCUCCCAGCGAGACCCACUGGCUAUACCCGCCAAUGAAGCCCAUGUGUCAGGAAACCUCCGCACUCUCUCAGAAUACACUACGUCCCAAAUAAACCAGCGACUGCGCUCCUACCUUAAGUUCUUAUUUGUACGGGAGCCCUUUGAACGCAUUGUGUCCGCAUAUCGCAAUAAGUUCACACGUAGCUACAACACUGCUUUCCACAAGCGUUAUGGCACAAAGAUUAUCCAGCGGCACAGGCAAAACCCCCAGCCUGAAGCUCUGGAGAAGGGAAAUGAUGUGUCCUUCGAGGAGUUUGUGUAUUAUCUGGUGGACCCAGCCACACAGCGGGAAGAGCCGUUUAACGAACACUGGGAGCGGGUGCAUUCGCUGUGUCAUCCCUGCCUUAUCCACUACGAUGUGGUGGGCAAGUACGAGACGCUGGAGCAGGACUCCCGCUACGUGCUGCAGCUGGCUGGGGUGGAGCAGCAGGUCAGCUUCCCCUCUUCCUCCAAAAGCACCAGGACUACAGGGGACAUGGCUGCCCAGUUCUUCCAAAACAUAAGCCCCUUUUACCAAAAGAAACUCUACAACCUUUAUCGCAUGGACUUCCUACUUUUUAACUACUCAAUUCCAGAGUAUUUGAAGUUCACAUAAGGGCACAAUACAAUGAACUAAGGCAGAUAUUCUCUACUAAAAUAUGUGUGCAAAUACUGCCUUUAAAGCAAAAAAAACUUUUAGUCUGUAGUAUUAAAGUGGAUGUCAUUCAUUUCCUGGGAAAGUGUGAACUACAAAUUGCCUUUUAGUUAUCUGUUGUCUGCUGUUUGGUGUGACAGAAGUUGGUGCGCAGGAGCCUCUAGUAGACAGUGAAUGUCACUAAAUGUACGUGCCUUUUGAUUACGGACCUUUAUAAAUACCUUUUGUAACUGUGAUUUUUUUGUUUUGUUUUGUACUGUAGUGCAACAUUUGCGUAACUAUGACAUUGUUUAAUUUAUUUGUAUUUCUAAGUAUUUGACAUUGAAUAUUGUAACGCAUUCCUCAAAAGUGUCUAUAUAAUAACUACUGUUACCUAUGUGGUUCACAUAGACCUUUAAAUAGAACUGAAUCGAUCAGGGAAGACUGUGUCUGGGAAAAUGAUGGAUGAGCUAACAUUGUAGGACUGAUGCAGCUACUAUAUAAAUCUCUUAAUUGUUAAAAUAGUGUAAGUGGGCACCCAGCAGGCUGUGGGGAAGAGCCAGCUCUAUGGACCAGCAACCAAAGUGGAUACACUAUUGUCAGCAUUUCAGUUUUGAAAUAAAAGCAACAAAAGCAUUUAAUUGAGACUGUAUUAAUUAUAAAUGAACACAUUAUGUCUUUCAAUAAGUGCUUUGUGGGUGUGACGAUAGCUUGAAAGUGUCUCUGUGUUGUCACAGUUCCUAGUAGCCUUCUCAGUCCUGCUCUAUAAUCACUAUAAUCAUGUACCAUAGACCUAAACUGCAUAUUUAUAUUCCCCUACUAUUACUAUUUUCCCAUUGUUCCCUUCCUAAGACCCAUAUUUACUUCCGUUAAAGAAUUCAGAAGAAACUCAAUAAAAGGACACACUCAGCUAAUCUUGUAUUAAUAUUAUUUACUAUGUCACUUUUUGAAUUUACAACAAAUUUACUAAAUUUAUUAAGUCCACAUGCUUAUAUGAGCUGGUGUAGUAAGUUUUGACAUGUCAACAAUUAAAAUACUGAAAGUGCAUACCCAGCAAUUGAAAGGCCUCUGAAAAAUACUUAAAAUAGAGUAUGACUUGUACAUUUAACAACCUGAAUAGACUUAACAGCACAAGACACACAACGGCAAACACAAACCAUCUUUUUGAAGGCACGAGUAAAGAAAAAGCACUUUGCAAGCUCACUCACUGCAGCAUUAUCACUAAUAGACUUUGUUUUAUUUUAUUGCUAAAACACAAUAAUAGCUGUUCGACAUUGAAGACAAUAAAUGACUCAUCUUCAACAGAUGUUUAUAAACAGGCUGGUAUUUUGGAGGAAAAUAUCUAUCCAUUUCACUGGGGAACUUUCUGAAUUAUGUUGUGAAUAUGUUGACAUAAGAAUAAUAAGGUUAAAAAAAACAAAAAACAAUAGUAUGCAUGUAUCUACAUGUAUCAUACUAUAUUAAUGCAUCUGGGUUUACUGAUGUGACUGGGAAACGAAUUGUGUCCAGAUAUUUUAUUUCUGUUUUGAAAUAUUUCUAUUUUGUUUUAUUUCUAGCGACAGUAUGUCAGUUGGUAGAGUGUUUGUCCACUGAUCUAAAGGUUGGUUGUCAUUCUGUGCGUGGGCAAGACCCUUAACCCACCUUUUCCCCAGUGUCUGCGUAUGCUGGUGUAUGUAUAAAAAUGUGGCCAUUUACCAUUUACUAAGUCAUGUCUUAUCAAUUUCUGAUUCUGUUGUUUGUAGUAUUAAGUGUCAAUUAAACUGCAGCGUAUCUUUCUGGAUUUUAAAUGGUUUGGUUUAGUUGGCAUUUUCUUUUGCGUACUUAAAAUGAGAAGACUACUGUUCAUUGGGAGGACUGUAGCUGGAUAACUGACACAACAAUUUGAAUAUUGCUAAUUGUUCUACUUACACUUGUUUAGCAAUUAUGGCAUUAACAUAGACUGUAUAUAUAAAUGGACAUAGCUAAUCCGCCAGCCGCCACAUAUCAAAUAGGAAGUGUACAUGGAGACGCUUCCGGCUCCAUUGACUCUGUUUCCAAUUGACUUUACAUUAAAAAAUUGUCACUUCUCUCUCUUUAA
Messenger RNA from Boleophthalmus pectinirostris (great blue-spotted mudskipper), 3568 nucleotides. Its product is annotated as carbohydrate sulfotransferase 11-like. NCBI's taxonomy places the organism in Eukaryota, Metazoa, Chordata, Actinopteri, Gobiiformes, Gobiidae. The record is from RefSeq and is a predicted model, not a curated record. Gene Ontology annotation, cellular component: membrane. Gene Ontology annotation, biological process: proteoglycan biosynthetic process; carbohydrate biosynthetic process. The coding region runs from base 457 to 1473 and encodes 338 amino acids. Gene Ontology annotation, molecular function: sulfotransferase activity. The transcript has 3 exons.